Molecule: messenger RNA, 1345 nt
Organism: Fragaria vesca subsp. vesca
Lineage: Eukaryota; Viridiplantae; Streptophyta; Magnoliopsida; Rosales; Rosaceae
Product: haloalkane dehalogenase-like
Exons: 12
Coding region: 1-1062 (353 amino acids)
Molecular function (GO): epoxide hydrolase activity
Source: RefSeq, a predicted model, not a curated record
AUGGUAGAAGGUGAAGAUGGCCGGCAUGAUGGGGAAAGCGAUGGUGGGAUGAAGGACCGGCCUGAAGUUGCUCAGUGUGGCGAUGCCACUGGUGGUGGGACAAUAGGAACUGAAUGUGUGAUCUGUGCUGAGUUGGGGGUUGAUGUUGGGACUCGAGACAAUCUUGCAUGUGAUACUCCCCCUCCCAGGAAUCCACGAAUCCUACAAGGAAGGAAGAAGUGCUACCUGAUUUUGUGCAAUAGAUGGUUCUGCGUUGAAUCCAGAAGUGCUGACAAUCCUUCAGUUAUACUGAUUCAUGGCUUACCUUCUCAGGCUUACUCUUACCGCAAGGUUCUUCCAAUACUUUCUAAAGCCUAUCAUGCCAUUGCUUUUGAUUGGUUAGGCUUUGGAUUUUCAGAUAAACCUCAACCCAAGUAUGGCUUUGACUACACUCUCAGUGUAUAUGUAACAUCGUUGGAGUCUUUUAUCAAUGAAGUUGCUGUUGGAAAGGUCUCACUCGUUGUGCAGGGUUACUUUGCACCGGCAGCUGUUAAAUACGCCAGCAUUCAUCAGGAAAAGAUUGACAACAUAAUACUCUUAAAUCCCCCUCUUACAGCGAAGCAUGCAAACCUUCCUUCAACCUUGUCCGUAUUCAGCAAUUUUUUGUUAGGUGAAAUCUUCUCUCAGGAUCCUUUAAGAGCAAGUGAUAAAACCUUGACAAGUUGCGGACCUUAUAAAAUAAAAGAGGAUGAUGCCAUGGUUUAUAGAAAUCCCUACCUCACAUCUGGGGCGGCUGGCUUUGCACUAAAUGCAAUCAGUAGGGACAUGAAGAAGGAGUUGAAGAAAUAUGUGGAGGAAAUGCGAACAAUACUAACAGAUGAGAACUGGAAAGUUCCAACUACAAUAUGUUGGGGAAAAAGAGACCGCUGGUUGACUUAUGAUGGAGUGGAGGAUUUCUGCAAGGAUUCAAAGCAUAAGCUUAUAGAAAUUCCAAUGGCAGGCCAUCACGUCCAGGAGGAUUGUGGUGAAGAACUUGGACAAAUCAUUUAUGAUAUUAUCAGAAAAAGGAGAUUCGGUUUAUGAUACUCUUUCAUUGCUUAUUUUUAAUUUUUCUUAAUUGAAAGAACAUCAUAUCAUUUUCUUUGAUUCAAAGCAAAUUGAGAGUUGAGAAUUUAAGAGAAUAAAGCUUUAAGAAGCUUAUGAUCCCGCAAUGUGGGAUAGAUAGCCCUCAUGGAACAAUAUAAAUGUAAAUUUGUCUCCUCAGAAAUAACUAAAACUACAAUCAUUGGAUGAUGUAAUGCAGAACUGAAUUGUAUAUUGAAUAAAUUGUAAAAAUAAAUGGAUAAUCCAAUUACAAGCUUAUGUU